Molecule: messenger RNA, 282 nt
Organism: Adineta ricciae
Lineage: Eukaryota; Metazoa; Rotifera; Eurotatoria; Adinetida; Adinetidae
Source: the annotation of a GenBank genome assembly
AUGCCAACUCACCAACCUCCUGUCGGUGAAAUUAGUCCGAACCCCAUACAGCCGGCUCCCACAACAUCAGUCGACAUCCGCAUACCGUAUCUGACUUUCCACCCCAACUUCCGACAACUGGGACCUCCGAAAUAUACCGACCAUCACUUCCGUCACAAUUCGACCAAUUCCGGCAUCUGUCACAUGAGAUUCAUCCUUCUCAAUCACAUUCCGGCUACUCUGCCAUCGCAUCUACCAUUUUCCAUUAUAUUCCAGCAACAGAGACCCAAGCUCCAUACCUAA